This is a messenger RNA of Parastagonospora nodorum SN15, 558 nucleotides long. RefSeq lists its product as hypothetical. Lineage: Eukaryota; Fungi; Ascomycota; Dothideomycetes; Pleosporales; Phaeosphaeriaceae. The coding region runs from base 1 to 558 and encodes 185 amino acids. The transcript has a single exon. The record is from RefSeq and is a predicted model, not a curated record.
AUGCGCUUCCUUGCCUUCACUCCCCUGCUCUUCGCUCUCGGCGUAGUCGCUGACCUCCAAUUCGUUGACUUUCCCCACCUCAUUGUUCCCAUUAAGAAAAGCCAACCCGACAAGAACUUCGGCACCCAAACGUCUGGCGAAAUCAGCAACGAUGUCUGGACAGAAAUCUCCUUCGAUGUCCGCAGCGACAUCCCCGCCACCACGUGCCGCGUCAAUUUCCACAUCAACACCAAUCCAACCAAGAACGCGCCACGCUCCCUCUCAGGUGUAGAGCCGUACAAUUUCCUAAUUUACCGCAUCACACCCACCAUGGACAAGGACAAAGAUACUUGGAAUCACUCGCCCUCGAUCAUCAACUACAUAGCGGAGGUGACGCUUACGCAAGCCGGCGACGUCUCGAUCAAGGAUGGAUGGUUCCCGUGCCCCAAUGGUACCGUCGCACAAUUCCUGAUGACGCCGGUGAACAGCAAGAAGGCGUUCAAGUACACGUGGUUUGAGCUGGACUAUCCCGAAGAGGAGGGAGGGCCGCAUGGUAUCACGUUAGAGAUGCAUGAUUGA